AUGGCACCCUCCGCCGUCUCGGCCCCCGAGCCUACAACCACCACAAUGGCCAUCAAACCCACCAAACCAACCAACCCCGGCCUCGAAGUCGAAAAGAAAGAAAAGACACCCCUCGAAGCCAUCAGCCAAGGCGUCUGCCUCCCCGGCAUCCCAAAAUAUGUCUCUUUCGACGCCCACCGCCGCGACAUGUUACAGCACAUGGCGGGCGCCUUCCGCGUCUUCGCCCGCAAAGGCUACACCGAAGGCAUGAGCGGCCACAUCUCCGUCCGCGACCCCGAAAACAUACAUACCUUCUGGACAAACCCUCUCGGCAAGCAUUUCGGGCUUCUCAAAGCUUCAGACAUGAUUUUGGUGGAUUAUGAGGGGAAGGCGAUUGGUGGGAAUAUGUCUAGGCCCGCUAAUGCGGCGGGCUUUUUGAUUCAUUCGGCGGUGCAUAAGGCGAGGCCUGAUGUUAUUGCUGCGUGUCAUACGCAUUCGCCUUAUGGAAAGGCUUGGAGCACUUUUGCCAGGCCGUUGGAGAUGUUGAAUCAGGAUGUUUGUUACUUUUAUGGCGAGGCUCAGGCUGUCUACAAGGAGUUUGGCGGUAUUGUGUUCAACGAAGAGGAAGGUAUCAAGCUUGCCAAUGCUCUGGGACCAAAGGGCAAAGGCAUGAUUUUGAGAAACCAUGGCUUGUUGACUGUAGGAAACACAGUCGAUGAAGCUGCCUACCUGUAUACUUUGAUGGAGAGGAGCUGCGAGGUACAGCUGCUUGCUGAGGCGGCGUGUGCCAGCGGCAUCCAGAAGGUCAUUGUGCCUGACGAAUCUGCCGAGUAUACCUACAAGAUGGCCAGCGACCCUGAUGCUCUUUACGAAGAGUUCCAGCCUGACUUGGAGUAUGAGGAUGCCAUGACCAAUGGCGACUUCAGGAACUAA
Messenger RNA from Aureobasidium musti, 912 nucleotides. Lineage: Eukaryota; Fungi; Ascomycota; Dothideomycetes; Dothideales; Saccotheciaceae. The record is from the annotation of a GenBank genome assembly.